UUCACUAACGCGGAGUCGCCGCGCGUCGCCCGACCGUUGCAAAUAUUCGCCAGCCGCCGGCUUUUCGCACAGCGCGAUUUGAGCACAUCUACAACCCGCUUAGCAACUAAUUAAGCACAAGUGAUGAAUGGUGUCGGACUGAAGUGCAACGAUUUAGUGCGGGACAAUAAUUUAGUGCUUAUCAGAAAACUUUAGAGCAACGGAACAAACGACAAUAAACCAUAACAAAUUAAAGUAAGAUCGUAAUUGAAAUGCGAAUGCGCGUAAAUUCUUACAAUAGCAAACGGCUACUUACAUUUUAUUAAAGGCCAGUCAUUAAGUUCUGAAAUGAGUUUCAAUAACAACAAUUUUGGGGCGUGACUACAAUGUCAUUCGAAAACAAAAGCUGUCGUAGUUUGAAUUUGGAAAGUGUUGCGAAUAAUAAAGAUGGACUUGACGACACGUCGCGUGGAAUUGGAAGGGACAGUACCAGAACAAGUUAUUCCCAUGAAUGGGGAGUGCAGGGAUUUAGUGAACGGAGCGGAGGGAGCGUGUGACGCUACGGGAACAACCGGGGAGGUGGCCCCGGUGAAAAAGACCAGCUCGUUUAGCAUCAGGAACUUAAUGGGUGGAGAGGACGAACGAGAACCAACUACCGACGGCAUCGCGAAGGUGAAUCAUGAUGAUUAUUACCUCCAAGAUCACUAUCAUCAGAAAUACAACAACACAAUGGGUGUAUCAGAGGCACCAAAAGACGAUUCUCCCCGAACGACUCCCGAUCUGACCCAAGCGGAUCAGUCACCGCCUGAUCGACCUCCAGGGUCAGCAGACAGCGAUGAUGCUGAUGACUUUGCUCCUAAACGCAAACAAAGACGGUACAGGACUACGUUUACGAGUUUCCAACUUGAAGAAUUGGAGAAGGCUUUCUCGAGAACGCAUUAUCCUGAUGUUUUUACCAGGGAGGAACUCGCAAUGAAAAUUGGCCUUACUGAAGCAAGGAUACAGGUAUGGUUCCAAAACCGACGAGCUAAAUGGAGGAAACAAGAAAAGGUGGGACCACAAGGACACCCGUACAACCCAUACCUGACUGCAAGUGGGGGAGCCCCCCCUCCGAGCGUGGUGGCGUCCAUGCCGAAUCCAUUUACUCAACUCGGUUUUGGUUUUAGAAAGCCUUUUGAUACAAAUGCGCUGGCGUCCUUUAGGUGA
Messenger RNA from Hyposmocoma kahamanoa, 1185 nucleotides. RefSeq names its product homeobox protein aristaless-like. Gene Ontology annotation, biological process: regulation of transcription by RNA polymerase II. The record is from RefSeq and is a predicted model, not a curated record. Bases 427 to 1185 code for a protein of 252 amino acids. Gene Ontology annotation, molecular function: DNA-binding transcription factor activity, RNA polymerase II-specific; RNA polymerase II transcription regulatory region sequence-specific DNA binding. Lineage: Eukaryota; Metazoa; Arthropoda; Insecta; Lepidoptera; Cosmopterigidae. The transcript is spliced from 4 exons.